This is a messenger RNA of Silurus meridionalis, 4276 nucleotides long. It is a transcript of the gene myo1f, whose product is annotated as myosin IF. The record is from RefSeq and is a predicted model, not a curated record. Gene Ontology annotation, cellular component: vesicle; actin cytoskeleton; myosin complex. Gene Ontology annotation, biological process: vesicle transport along actin filament; actin filament organization. The transcript has 28 exons. Gene Ontology annotation, molecular function: actin filament binding; ATP binding; microfilament motor activity. The coding region runs from base 302 to 3574 and encodes 1090 amino acids. Lineage: Eukaryota; Metazoa; Chordata; Actinopteri; Siluriformes; Siluridae.
UGUCCUGUGGUAUGAUGAGGAAGUGUUGGUGUGUUGAGAGCUCACCGGAGUUUGAAGCGCUUUACCAGAGCGAGCAGAGUUUGGUUUAAAGGGGGUAAAGGAUCUGAUAGUGAUGGAGAAGAGGUUCUGACAGGGAACUCUGGUGGAUUUUCUUACAGGCAUUAACACACACACACACACACACACACACACACACACACACACACACACACACACACACACACACACAUACACUCAAAUACAAAAGGAUACUUAGAGAAGAAGGUGUGUGCAGGUGAACAGGGAGGAGAGAACUGGCACGAUGGCCAGCAAGUAUCACUGGCAGAGUCAGAAUGUGAAACAGAGUGGCGUGGACGACAUGGUGCUGCUCUCCAAGAUCACCGAGGACGCUAUCGUCGAGAACCUCAAGAAGAGAUACAUGGACGAUUAUAUCUUUACCUACAUCGGAUCCGUCUUGAUUUCUGUGAAUCCUUUUAAACAGAUGCCGUAUUUCACGGAUCGAGAGAUCGAGCUUUACCAAGGAGCAGCCCAGUAUGAAAACCCACCUCAUGUCUACGCCUUAACAGACAACAUGUACAGGAACAUGAUGAUUGACAGCGAGAAUCAGUGUGUGAUCAUCAGUGGAGAGAGUGGAGCAGGAAAAACAGUGGGUGCCAAGUACAUCAUGGGCUACAUCUCCAAAGUGUCGGGUGGUGGAGCAAAAGUUCAGCAUGUAAAAGACAUCAUCCUGCAGUCCAACCCUCUACUAGAAGCCUUCGGAAACGCUAAAACGGUCCGCAACAACAACUCCAGCCGCUUUGGGAAAUACUUUGAGAUCCAGUUCAGCCGUGGAGGAGAACCGGAUGGAGGCAAGAUCUCCAACUUCCUGCUGGAGAAGUCUCGGGUCGUGAGCCAGAACGAGAACGAGAGGAACUUCCACAUUUUCUAUCAGUUGAUCGAGGGAUCUUCAGCCCAGCAGAAGGAAGCUUUAGGGAUCAUGACUCCUGACUAUUAUAACUACUUAAACCAAUCAGGAACCUACAAGGUGGACGGCACCAACGACAGCCAUGACUUCCACGAGACCAUGGAAGCCAUGCAGGUCAUCGGGAUUCCCGGAGACAAUCAGAUGCAGGUCCUGCAGAUUGUAGCUGGAAUCUUACACCUGGGUAACAUCAGCUUCAUCGAGGUGGGAAACUAUGGCCAAGUGGAGAGCACAGACUUGCUGGCUUUCCCUGCCUACCUGCUGGGCAUCGAUCAGAACCGGCUGCAGGAGAAACUCACCAGCCGGAAGAUGGAUUCCAAGUGGGGCGGCAAAUCCGAGUCCAUCGACGUGACGCUAAACCAGGAGCAAGCGUGCUACACGCGUGACGCUCUCGCCAAGGCCCUGUUCACACGUGUCUUCGACUACCUGGUGGAGGCCAUAAACAAAGCCAUGCAGAAGCCCAUUGAAGAGCUCAGCAUCGGAGUUCUGGAUAUUUACGGAUUUGAAAUUUUCCAGAGGAACGGCUUCGAGCAGUUCUGUAUCAACUUUGUGAAUGAGAAACUGCAGCAGAUCUUUAUCGAGCUGACUCUGAAGGCUGAGCAGGAGGAAUAUGUCCAGGAGGGGAUCAAGUGGACUCCAAUCGAUUACUUUAACAACAAAAUUGUGUGUGAUCUCAUUGAAAAUAAACUGAAUCCGCCGGGUAUUAUGAGCAUCCUCGAUGACGUUUGUGCCACCAUGUAUGCCAAGGGCGAAGGGGCCGAUAGCACUUUACUGCAGAAGCUGCAGGCUGCAGUGGGAACGCACGAACACUUUAACAACUGGAGCUCUGGCUUUAUUAUCCACCACUAUGCAGGCAAGGUAUCCUAUGAUGUCAAUGGUUUCUGUGAAAGAAACAGAGAUGUGCUUUUUACCGACCUCAUAGCGCUGAUGCAGAGCAGCGAACAUGUCUUCAUACGCAGCCUGUUUCCUGAAAACCUCAACACUGAAAAGAAAGGCAGACCAACCACAGCGAGUUCCAAAAUUAAAAGGCAGGCGAACGAGCUGGUGGAUACGCUGAUGAAAUGCACUCCGCAUUAUAUUCGCUGCAUCAAACCCAACGAAACCAAGAGGCCCAAAGACUGGGAGGAGAGCCGGGUGAAACAUCAGGUGGAGUAUUUGGGUUUACGUGAGAACAUCAGGGUGCGCAGAGCCGGGUUCGCCUACCGCCGUAUUUUCCAGAAGUUUCUACAGAGGUACGCUAUACUGACCCCAGAGACGUUCCCGCACUGGCGUGGAGGAGAACAGCAAGGUGUCCUGCAUCUACUGCGCUCCGUAAAUAUGGACAACGAUCAAUACCAGCUGGGCCGCACUAAGAUCUUUGUUAAAAACCCAGAGUCGCUGUUUCUGCUGGAAGAGAUGCGUGAGAGGAAGUUUGACACAUUCGCCAGGACCAUCCAGAAAGCCUGGAGGAAGUAUAUCGCCAGAAGGAAGUACGAGCAGAUGAGAGAGGAGGCUUCGGAUAUUCUCUACAACUCGAAGGAGCGGCGCAGGAACAGCAUUAACAGGAACUUUGUUGGGGAUUAUCUGGGCAUGGAGGAGAGGCCUGAACUGCGUCAGUUCCUGGCCAAGAGAGAGCGAAUUGAUUUUGCUGACUCGGUGAAUAAAUACGACCGCAGAUUUAAGUCUAUUAAAAGGGAUUUGAUCCUGACACCGAAGGGCAUCUACCUGAUCGGACGAGAGAAGAUCAAGAAGGGCCCGGAGAAAGGCCAGAUCAAGGAAGUGCUGAAGAGAAAACUCGAAGUGGGGUCCAUACGCUCCGUUUCGCUGAGCACAAGACAGGACGAUUUCUUCAUCCUGCACGAGGCUCAGUACGACAGCCUGCUGGAGUCCCUGUUUAAGACCGAGUUUCUGAGCUUGCUGUGUAAGCGCUACGAGGAGCAGACCAAGAGCAAACUCACACUGGUCUUCAACGACAGGCUGGAGUUUCGUGUGAAGAAGGAGGGAUGGGGAGGAGGAGGGAACCGCAUGCUGAUGUUUUCUAGAGGACAGGGAGACAUGGCUGCGAUCAAACCUGCAGGAAAAACUCUGAACAUCAGCGUAGGAGACGGACUGCCCAAGACGUCCAAACCGACAAGAAAAAGCAUGCAGCCUUCACACGGAGGCCGUCAGGCCCCCAACCGAGGUUACCAGAACGGAGCGGCGCAGUUUUCGCGUGGACACGUUCAGCCGCAGGAGCAGACCUACUCCAAACCCGAUAAGUGGAACCGACCGCCCAACGCUGCCCUGCCCAAACUGGACUCUCAGAAAAGCAGACGAGGUACAGCCCAGCACACACAGCCUGCUAACCUGGACUUCCUCAACGUACCUGAUCAGGGUGUGUCUGGAAUGCAAAGAAAAAGAAGCAUCAGUCAACGUCCUCCUCCGGCCCCCAGCAGCCGGCCCAAAGCAGCACCCCGACCGCAGGGGCCCCGAUGUCGUGCGCUGUAUCAGUACGUCGGUCAGGACGUGGACGAGCUCAGUUUUGAUGUCGGUGAUGUUAUAGACCUCAUUAAAGACGAUAUGUCUGGUUGGUGGACUGGCAGGAUGCACGGGAAAGAGGGUUUAUUCCCUGGAAAUUACGUAGAGAAAAUCUGAGAAGCCCAGAACUCCACAACUCCGAACUGUGACCUCUGACCUCACUUUGUUCAUCAAGCCUUCCGAACCUCCGAAACCUCAGGAUAUGCGUCUGGUGAUGACGAGGCGCACGGGUCAGGGACACGAGCGUUAAACAUGAGCACAGAGGAUUCACUGGUGGCGUGUUGUAACAUUGCAAUGGUCCACGUGCGCUCUGACAGAAACCGGAUUAGACUGGAACUUCUUUUUUUUUUUUUUUUUCAAAGGACAAAUAUAUAUUUUUACUUGCAAAGGCAUUAUGUUAUUUUGAAUUAUAAAUUCCCCCCGACACAAACACACACACACACACACACACACACACACAACACACACACAGCCAUCACUCCUGCUGCACAAACACAACAUGGCACUGUUUUAAACACACACACAAAAAAUCAAGAAUACAGUCCAUAUGGAGUAUUUACCAUUUUUAUAUAGUUUAUAUCAUUUUUUAUUUUUUUUUUAUUUUUUAUAUAUAGUAUUAAUGCCAUUCCAAGUCUUGAAAAUACAAAUCAAAGGUACUAAUAUUCACACUUUACAUUAAAAAAAGUCUUUCUGUAAAUGUUUGUCUCUAUGUUGAAUAUUUUUAAUUAAACAUCAUCUUAGGGAGCUUUUUGUUUCCAAAAAAAGCUGUAAAUGUUCUUUUUUUCCAAAUAUGUGAGUAAAAAGGAUUCCACACCCAGA